AUGGCGCCUCCGUAUCCGACUGGAGACUCUCGAAGUUUCAGAGUUCCAGAGCCAGAAGAACUUCUUUCACCGACCCAAAAGAGUAGUAUUCUGGAGGCGGAGCCUACGCAACUGUCAGAAAAAGAAGAGCCGAAACAGAAAAAGAAGCCAUUAAAGAAGACGAAAAGUCGCCAAGAAAGAUCCCCCACAAAAGUGGUUUCGGAAACAGAUCAGCCUAGAACAUGCUCCCCAGCCAAUGAGAAGUCUGUGUACAGUCCGAAAUUACAUCCAACCCAAGAGAAAUCAUUGGAAUCACACGUUGACGAUGCAGAUAUGAGGACUGCUCGAGAGGAUUUAUGGAAUUGA
Molecule: messenger RNA, 345 nt
Organism: Caenorhabditis briggsae
Lineage: Eukaryota; Metazoa; Nematoda; Chromadorea; Rhabditida; Rhabditidae
Exons: 4
Coding region: 1-345 (114 amino acids)
Source: RefSeq, a predicted model, not a curated record